Guillardia theta CCMP2712 is the source of this 1101-nucleotide messenger RNA. RefSeq lists its product as hypothetical. Gene Ontology annotation, molecular function: Hsp90 protein binding. The record is from RefSeq and is a predicted model, not a curated record. The coding region runs from base 1 to 1101 and encodes 366 amino acids. NCBI's taxonomy places the organism in Eukaryota, Cryptophyceae, Pyrenomonadales, Geminigeraceae. The transcript is spliced from 8 exons.
AUGAAAGAGAACGUUAGCGGCAUGGCAGAGGCAAACAAAUCCCGGAAACUUCAAACCCGAUCGAAGAAAGCUGGUAAGCCGCUCAGAAGGUUAAUCAAAUGGUCAAAGAACCAGGGGGACCUGUCACUGCAUCAAGAGCUCUUCGCCGAAGCGAUCACACAUUAUUCCACUGCGAUAAAUGCCGGUCGGUCUGCAGCACAUCUUCGGACUGAAGACUACAAAGCAGCGCUUGAAGAUGCAGAAAAAAGCGUGUCAUUAAAACCGAAAUGGUCCCGGGCAUGGGUUCGCAAGAGCGAGGCUCUGGAUAAGCUAGGAGAGUCCAAACGAGCUCAGGCGGCAUCUCGACAGGCUGCUUUCUGGGGAGAAGGCACCGGUCUCGCCGAGCCACAGCCGAAGUCAACAGAAAAUGAUUCCAAGGAGAGGAAGGAAUUCGAAAAAAUGCCCUCUUUCAACUUUUCUUGGAUCAGUUCGUGGAGAAGCUUGCUCGAUAGCCAGCUGCUCUCCAUCCCCCCGUCUGGAGAUUCAUCGAUCAGUCAAGGCAGUGACGAGCACACAAAAAGAAAAACAUUGUCCAGGGACCUCAUUUUUGAGGGAUUGGAUGCAGACGAGUCGAUUUUGGAGCUAGACAAGAGGUUGCAAGAAGCAGUCUACACAGCAGAGAUCAACUCUGCUUCGUGUGUAGAUGCACCGCCCCCAACCCCAAGCAGCCCAGACACUCCGAAGAGGGUGUGGGAUUUCCUUCGAAACUCGUCGAGCCCAGGAGUGAAGCAGAAUCCUGAUUCUCUCUUCGGUGAGCAAGGCCAAGAGAGUCCUUCUCUCAACGCCUCCAAGAAAUCUCUCAGCCUUGGAUCUCCCAACUUGAAAGCAAAAAGUUCCUCCAGACUUGGUGUGGUACUAGAGGGAACGAAGCCUAAGAACGUUCGCUUCCCAGAGAACGAAGUGCAAUCGGUGUGGAUCAUGAGUGUCGAUGGAGAAACUGGUGCAAAGGUCAACAGGAAUGACAAGGCGAUUUCUAACUCGAUGGUCCAGAAAUUUGCCGACGCUCUCCAGGAAGAGAGACGGCGCUGGGGCUUCUGGAAGAAGAAACAGAGCGAGCAAUGA